This is a messenger RNA of Lactuca saligna, 2462 nucleotides long. The record is from the annotation of a GenBank genome assembly. NCBI's taxonomy places the organism in Eukaryota, Viridiplantae, Streptophyta, Magnoliopsida, Asterales, Asteraceae.
CCCAAAUAAUGUCUCUACCCUUUUCCAGAAAAGAAAUUCACCAUCGGUCGGACCGAUCCCAUUUGGGGGCCUUUCGCAACUUGGUCUUUUGCAUGCUCAGUUCUCAGUCACACACAGUGUGAACUAAACGACGGUUUAUUGAUCCCAAAUUCCAAGUGCGGAAUCUCACGCCACUGAUUUCCAUCGUCUACUGCCGCGGUACUUCUCUCUGCGCCUCCCUGUUAAUCACGAUGAGGACAUGGGAGAAUUCCGAUGCUCCAGUAUUUUGAAAACGAUGAAGAGCAAGUGUAGGGUUUGGUGGCCUGCUCAUCUCUCCCCAACAACCCAACCACAGUCUUCCACCUUCUUGUUCGGUUGGUUCGUUACAUCGUCUUCUUCUUCCUCUGCUUCUGUUCCUCUAGAAGUUAUCGUAGCAUUUUUAAUCGAUGAAGCUGCCUUCUCUUCUAUCGGAUCUGAUCUCGAGGGGAUACUUCACAAGAUAAAUAAAAGAAUGCCAACAUCUUUACAAAAUAGAUGUGGGCUCUCUAUGCUUGGUUAUUGUUCAGCAAGCUCUUCUAGCAAUGGUCAUUUGGGUCAACAAUUUGAACAAAUUAUAUCAGAGGAUACAGUUGGACACCAGAUCUGUGGAUGCCAUAAAGUUGAUGGAUCGCUAGAACACUAUAAAGAUUUCACAAAAAGCGAUUCAAUCCAACUUGUAUGUGGCUCUUAUAUCCGCACCAGUAGAAAAUUGGGAUGGAUUCCUAAAUUACAUCACAUACAUUGGAAUGAGCAAGUUGUUUCCAAUCUUGAUCUCCACGUAUUAAUUUAUGGAACUCCUAGAUUUGGGCGUCACCAUUUCUCCUUAGGCACCCAACAUUCUUCUGAUCAUGCCAAAAAAAUUUCAAGAAAACCAGAGUGGGUGGAAGGCCUUAACCAAAAGAAGCCCGUUCUUGACUUGGAUACUGUCAUUCUUGCCACCAACUGUGCUGCUGCUGCCACCUCAUUUUUUGAAGAACAAGUGUCACCUCAUAGACCUUCACAUUUCUAUGUUCACAUUUUCAAGUUUAUCACUUUGAUAUGGCAACUAUUGGCUGUGUUUGUUGCUUCAGUUUCCACAUCCGUGUAUAUAGUUCUCCAGCUACUCCAUUUUCUUAUAAGCUAUGGAUUAGAGUCUUUUAUAUAUGUUACAUUACACAAUUUAUUCCCUCACACCUCAAGGAACAUCCGUGUCCGAUGUUGUCAAAUCUUGUAUUGGCCAAUCUUCCUUCACACCAAUGAUUCCAGGUCCGGAUCAUGUGUGGAGUAUGCAGAGAAAGCUUCACAACGCAGACAUUCCAUGUGGUUGAGUGUAGUCAUCGACAUCCUGUUAGGGAACCUUUUUGGCCUUACAUUGCUGACUCAUGCAAAUUCCGCUUGUUUGACGAUUUUGACCUUCACUGGUGAUGUUACAAACAACUGGUGGCUCAUUAGCUGUGCACGAUUAAUGGGAAACCCUGCUGGUUUUAAGCUGAACACUGAGCUUGCAGGAGUUCUUGGCACUCUUUCUUUAAAUGCAAUUCAAUUUUGGUCUACAGUAUUAGGCUCCAUGCGUUUUCUUUUUAUUUUUUUCAUUAAAGGGUUAGCGAUAAGCGGGGUUAUUUUUGGCAUUACAACCCCUGCUGCAUUAACACUUGACAUGAUUACUAUCUCAACAACACAUAUUUCAACUCUACAUUGGUUAAUAUCACUCAUUUAUUCGAGGCAGAUACAGGCAACGACAGCAUUGUGGCGUCUUUUCAGGGGGCAAAAAUGGAAUCCGCUUCGUGAGAGGUUAGAUAGCUAUGAUUACACAGUGGAACAACAUAUUGUUGGGUCUCUGUUGUUUACUCCACUUCUGCUUGUGCUACCAACUACUUCAGCUUUUUAUAUGUCGUUUACUAUUAUGUAUACGACAAUUGGGUUUAUAUUGAUGAUUAUAGAGAUAUUUUCUGUUGAUUUAAAGGAAAGUGUUGGAUCAGAUGUUUUGGUCUCAUCUCUUCAUAGUUAUUCUUAUACGCUAGGAGAAUUGGUGAAGCCACACUUUAGUUACCUACGUUCUGCUGUUUCAAGAUCAUCAAUUAGCUCAUCAGUGUAUGGAGUUUUCAGUGGAAGAAGUUUGUCUUCUCGGCUAUACAAGCUUCCAGUUGCACCUGGUGCGGGCGUUGAUGGGAAAAUGCCAUGGAUGUGGAUCCCAUUGAAGGAAUAUUGGAUGCUUUGUUAUGAUGCUGUCUUUGCGUGUAAUCCGGCUAAAUGUUAAAUGUUAAAUGUUGAUGGGAAUUUUGUAUAUGUUUGGUUUUGUGAGGAGGAUUAGGUAGGAGUAGGAGACAAGUUGAGGAAUAUGGUUUUAUUGUUGUGUGCGUGUGUGUGAUCUGAUGAAAUUUUGGUAUGUAUCAUGUCAGAUUGUGUAAUUUUGGUAUGAAUUCACUUAUGAAAUUUUGAUAUGAUAUAUUAUGAAUUCACAUACA